ACGUGGUUCAUUCUCUGUAGGAUAUUCUCUCCCUCAUAUACCACGGGAAUCCAUUCAACUCCAGUAAUGACAGUCAACGCGAGAUGCAGAACCCAGCAAGGAAACGGUGUUCGAUUCUUUGAUUCUAAGCCCGGCAGAUCUUCCGAAGGAAUAGUGUCAACAAUCUUUCCCCUCCGCACCACCCUGUGCCGGAACAUUCCAAAUUACUUGAUUGCUUUUUAAUUACUUUAUCGAUAAUUGCCUCUUCCCCACCUCUCUAAAGUUCUCAACUGGCACGUGCUAUAAUGCGCUUUAUUAGCGUCGUUUUAAAAUCGAACGUUUUUCAGUAAACAAUAUAGGGUGAUUAAUGAAUAGAGGUAUUUGAUGAUAAAAUUGCAUCCAUCAUUGUUAAAAAUUCAGUUAAAGAAAUGUUUUUCUUGCAAUUAAUAGCGCAUGAAAUUUUGAUCGUGUAGUGGUAAUGCUAAAAGAAUAAGUUAAUUUAUCGGUUGAAGCUUCAAAUUUCAUACAUGGUAAUCAACAAUGUGGUCUAUAGAACUAUUAUUCAUUCUGCUAUAUUUUGCGUCGAUUAAGCAAAAUGUAAGUUUCAGGGAUUUUUUUUGUCAGCAGUUUAAACAUUGAACAGAAAUAAAGAUUUUUGACGCUUAGAUAAAAACAUUUUCUAAAGGAAACUUUAUUCAUUAUUUUGAAGUAUUUACGCGAAUCGCUUUUAUAAAUAUCAAAAAACACAUUAAAAGAACGACCAUUUCAGAUGAAAAAUUUCUUCACGAGAAAAAGUCUGUUCCCUUUAUAAGUUAAUAUUUAAAGCAACGUGCUAUUUUAAGCUUCUAUUAAUAGUGAAAACGACUCUGAAACGAGAAAAUGACUGCAACUUCAAUUCAAAAAUGUGCGAACUUCAUAACAAGUCAUCAAAGAUCGCGUGAUAAUGAAUUGACAAUUCCAUGAAAACAAAAAUGAAGUAAAAAUUUCAAACGAUUUUUAAAUAUGGACUUCAAUGUAAGAUGCAGGGCCUUCAGACGAUUAUUUAUGAUGACGCUGAUCUGUUGUUCAGUCACGUGUUACACGUGGCAUGUACUAUCCACCCACCCUUUAAUAACAGCAGACGAUAUUUCCAUCUCGAGUGUUCUUCCCCCGUCUCCGAGAAAUCCUAGCGAAGACGAAAGCAAUGAAUAUGCUGUGAAGAUAUGGUUUCCCCGGAGAAUCAAGUCCGGCCCACCGAGCAGCGCUGAGGAAUCCAGAACUUCUUCCAGUGCCGGAUUAUUGCCAUCCGGCAACGGUUCCGUGAUUUCCGGUGGAGGUGGAGAAGCGAUGAUGAGAUUAUGGGGGGCAGGAGGGGCAGCAAGACGGUUGCCUCAGGCCCUCAUAAUCGGAGUAAAGAAGUGCGGGACUCGGGCACUACUGGAGUUUUUGAGGCUGCAUCCGGAUAUCCGGGCCACAGGUCCGGAAACACAUUUCUUCGACAGGUUUUACGACAAGGGUCUAGAAUGGUACAGACAACAAAUGCCGACGAGCUUGGAUGGCCAAAUAACAAUGGAAAAAACUCCAAGUUACUUCAUCACUAGAGAAGUUCCUCAUCGUCUUCAUCGCAUGUCGCCAUUGGUGAAGCUCAUUGUUGUGGUCAGAGACCCAGUCACGAGAGCAAUCUCGGACUACACCCAAACAGCCAGCAAGAGAGGCUUGGGCACCAGUCCAUCCUUCGACAAAAUGACGUUUCGAAACUCCACCACCGGAUUGGUGGACACGUCCUGGAGUGCCAUCAGGAUCGGUGUGUACUCCAGGUUUCUGGAAUGGUGGAUAAAAUUCUUCCACUUGAGACAAAUCCACUUUGUAAGUGGAGAGAAUCUCAUCAAGGACCCUGCAGGUGAAAUGGCCCUUGUCCAGGACUUCCUUGGUCUGAAGAGGAUUAUAACCGACAAGCACUUCUAUUUUAACGAGACCAAAGGAUUCCCUUGUCUUAAAAAGUCCGAAGGCAACGGGAAUCCACACUGCCUGGGCAAGACCAAGGGCAGAACUCACCCCGAUAUUACUCCAUCCACUAUAACGAGGUUAAGGGACUUUUAUAGGCCCUUCAACCUCAAAUUUUAUCAGAUGGUGGGCAGGGACUUCGGAUGGCUAUGACAGGAAGGGUAAUUGAAGGAAAAGGCCCUUCCACAAAUCAUAUCAGGCAAUGAAAAUUGUGUUAGUGCUCUCUUCUACAAGCUUUUCGAAAUCCUGAAGGAAUGUUCGAAAUUCGUUCUAUAUCGUCCGGUAACUCAAUAUAUGUUUCUGAGCUUGUUCCAUUUGAGUGUGUUUCAUGAUAUUGUCUUCAAGGGGAAGACGUUCGCCAAACGUUCCGUUCCGUAAUGGAAUGGGAAUUGAAUUAAGAAAAGAACUUUGUAUUUGAUUUCCUCUUUAUAAAUAAUUGUGAUAUAUUUUUUUAGAUUAUCUAUUUUAUAAAAAUUCAUUCCAAUUGAAGUUUAAAGAGAGACAAAUUCCAAAACAUAUUGAAAGCAAUUGUUAUAAAAGGUGAAAUUUUGUAAUGCUUCUGAAAUCAAUAUUAUAUUAUUCAUUGAAAGUGCUUUUAGGAAAUUUAAAGAUAUUACUUUAAAACUUCUAUCUUAUUUUUGAAAUAUUUUUACAAUUAAUUAAUACUUAAUUUCGGUGUCUCAUCUGAGGUCGAGGUUUUUCCUAAUUGAAUAAAAUUAUUAUAAUUAUAAACAUAUUGUUGCAAAAAUAAAUAAUGCAUUUGCAACUAAAAGUAGAUUGAAAUUGGCUUUCUUUUAUCUGAAAAUAGCAAAAAAUAAUUAAUUUGUUCGAGAAAACUAUUUUUCGAGAAAUAUUUUUUUUUUCUAUAAUAAAUUAAAUGAAAAAUCUAAACAGCUUUAAUGAUAGAAAUUACAACCUUUGUCCACAAAUUGUGCUACAGCAUUACAUUUAUAUUUAACUCUUUCUUUUUAAUAAAACAACUACAACUUUUUCUUGUAGAUCUGUGUUUUUAUGUAGUUUAUUCAAAACUUUGCUUUUUUUUCAUUUUUAUUGUAUUUUUCUAACAAUGUGUUUACGAAACCUAUAAAAUUGAAUAUUUCUUAAUUUACGACGAAUUUUUUUAAAAUCAUAUACGUUUUUUAACCGUUAUUUACGUAAACUGUCUAAUUUAACAAUAAAAACUAUUAUACUUUUUUAUUUCAAUUUUUAUAAUCUGUGCAAAUAUUUUUCAAUAUUUGUGCAAAUUUGUUUUCAAUCUAUGUUUAUUAAUUUACUAUUGCAUUGUUAACAAACUGUAAGAUAUUUUGUUUAAAAGUAAAGAACAUUCUAUAUCAAACAAUUUGUAAUAUACUUUUAUGAUUUCUGCUGACGCACAAAAAUAUAUUUUAAAUAUUUUAAGCAAUUUUUUAGUAAAAAUAUACGUCGUCGUUGUAUUAGAUUUAUUUUCAUGCUCAGCAAGCAUUUGUGCUGAUUCAAAAUUUGUAUGACACAUGAUUAUUCUGAUGCCAUGUUUUUACAAAAAAUCAAUUUGUAUAAAUAUUUGUAAAUAAAGUGUAUAUUCAUUAUUAUACUA
This is a messenger RNA of Parasteatoda tepidariorum (common house spider), 3535 nucleotides long. It is a transcript of the gene Hs3st-B, whose product is annotated as Heparan sulfate 3-O sulfotransferase-B. NCBI's taxonomy places the organism in Eukaryota, Metazoa, Arthropoda, Arachnida, Araneae, Theridiidae. The record is from RefSeq and is a predicted model, not a curated record. Gene Ontology annotation, molecular function: [heparan sulfate]-glucosamine 3-sulfotransferase activity.